This is a messenger RNA of Aedes aegypti (yellow fever mosquito), 1651 nucleotides long. RefSeq names its product la protein homolog (gene La). Gene Ontology annotation, biological process: RNA processing; positive regulation of translation. Lineage: Eukaryota; Metazoa; Arthropoda; Insecta; Diptera; Culicidae. Gene Ontology annotation, molecular function: RNA binding. The transcript has 3 exons. The coding region runs from base 165 to 1346 and encodes 393 amino acids. Gene Ontology annotation, cellular component: cytoplasmic stress granule; nucleus; cytosol. The record is from RefSeq and is a predicted model, not a curated record.
UUGGUAAAAAGAAUGUGCGCCUGUGUGCGUGCGUUUUACUCAAGUUGUCAAUCCUUUGUCGGAGUUAAAAUCAUUCAGGUUGUUUUCAUCAGUAGAGCUACACGUGCGAUUCAACGCUUCUUCAAUUUAAUUAUUAAAUUCAACGAUAAAACACGAUCGCCAAAAUGACCGAAGUCGAAGCUAAACCCGUUGCCACGGAAGAACCUACCAAGGAGGAAGCCCCAGAAACCACAGAACAGACCGAAGAGCCUGCACAAGAAACGACGGAAAACGUGUCCAAGCUGGAGGGUUCGAUCAUCCGCCAACUGGAGUACUACUUCGGAGAUGCCAAUCUGGCACGCGAUAAGUUCCUGCAGGAACAGAUCUCAAAGGAUGAGGGUUGGGUACCGGUGGACGUGUUGCUCACAUUCAAGCGACUGAAGUCCCUGAGCGAAGACAAGAAAGUGAUCGUUGAUGCCAUCGAGAAAUCCGAUGAGGGAUUGAUCGAGAUCAGCGAGGACCGUGAAAAGCUGCGUCGCCAUCCGGAAAGACCACUUCCAGAGCAGAACGAAGAGACCCGGAAGGAAAUUUAUGGACGUACCGUGUACGUGAAAGGAUUUGCCCCGGAGGAGGGUACUCAGAUGAGCGAACUGCUUGAAUUCUUCGAACCUUUCAACAAAAUCACUAACAUUGUCAUGAGGAAGUAUCACGACAAAGCCACCAAGAAGUAUUUGUUCAAGGGAAGCGUUUUCUUGACCUUUGCCACCAAGGAAGAUUGCGCCGAGUUCCUGAAGAAGGAAAAGCUAGAGUACAAAGGCAAAGACCUGAUCCGCAAGAUGCAGGACGAUUACUUCGAAGAGAAAAAGGCCGAACGCAAGAAGAAGGACAAAAAGAAGGAAGAGGACCGUUUCAACAUUGAUCAUCUACCGAAAGGCGCUUGCGUUCAUUUGGCCGGUUUCAACAAGGAAACCAGUCGGGAAACCAUCAAGGAGACGAUCCUGAAGCUGGACGAAUCGCUGGAGGUUGCCUUCAUUGACUACCAGAAGACCGACAGCGAGGGAACCGUUCGUUUCGCUGCCGACGAUGCCGGAAAGAAGUUCAUGGAAAAGCUUACCGACAGCAAGAUCCAGAUCGACGAAGAGGAAAUCACCGCCCGCCUGCUGGAGGGUGAUGAAGAGAAGGAGUUCCUGCGAAAGGUCGUCAAGGAUCAGCAGGCACGACGACAGGCCAGCAAUGCUCGCAACAAGGGUCGCCAUCAGAAGGGAGGCAGACACCAUCACCACAAGAAUGGCGGUGAGAAGCGAAAGGCCGAAGAGGAAAGCAAGGAGCAACCCGCCAAGAAAAAGGCCCAGGAAGCGGAUGCCUAAGGAGAAUAUCCUUCACUAACAUAUUUACUAGGACUGAUAAGAUCCAUUCUUCAACCCAUGGUUGAGUUGAAACCCCCCUACCUUUAUUGCAAAGUUGUAGAGCUUUUAGAGCAUUCGACGUCUGGUUUAACUUCUUAUUUAUAAUAUACUAUAUCAGCUUAUUGAUAUAAGAAUGUCAAUAAUUACAGCACUUUACUUUGUAAUGUUCUACUAAAAUCAAUAGGUAAAGACGUGAUUUGAACUAGAAAUAAUUUUGUACGAUCUAUAAUUCCCGGGAGAAAAAUAUUAUUUUGAAGUCUAAUUUA